CUUCCCUAAAAUUCACCAAAUUGUGUUGCUUUAGAGAGUCCUAUUUAUGGUGUUUCUGAUCUGAGACAGUGUUAACAAGGGGAAAUAACGAGUUUAAAGAAGAUGUCUGACAAGCCUGAAGUGCUAGAUGCUGUCUUAAAGGAAACUGUUGAUUUGGAAAAUAUACCCAUUGAGGAAGUUUUUGAGAAUUUGAGAUGUACCAAAGAUGGACUUACUGCUACUGCUGCUCAAGAAAGGUUGGCCAUUUUUGGGUACAACAAGCUUGAGGAAAAGGAGGAGAGCAAAUUCUUGAAAUUUUUGGGUUUUAUGUGGAACCCUCUCUCAUGGGUUAUGGAGGCUGCUGCUAUCAUGGCAAUUGCUUUGGCAAAUGGCGGAGGAAAGCCACCAGACUGGCAGGAUUUUGUGGGUAUCAUCACAUUGCUCAUAAUCAACUCAACAAUUAGUUUUAUCGAAGAGAACAAUGCUGGCAACGCAGCAGCUGCGCUGAUGGCUCGGCUUGCUCCAAAAGCCAAGGUUCUUCGAGAUGGAAAAUGGGACGAGGAAGAUGCUGCUGUUCUAGUGCCUGGGGACAUAAUCAGUAUUAAACUGGGAGAUAUCGUUCCAGCUGAUGCUCGUCUUCUCGAGGGUGAUCCGCUCAAAAUUGAUCAGUCUGCUUUGACUGGCGAAUCUCUUCCUGUAACAAAAGGUCCUGGAGAUGGUGUCUACUCUGGUUCCACGUGUAAGCAGGGAGAGAUAGAAGCUCUUGUGAUUGCUACAGGGGUUCAUACCUUUUUUGGGAAGGCAGCUCACCUUGUUGACAGUACAAACCAAGUGGGACACUUUCAGAAGGCAAGUGGAGUCUUUUCUCUGCUAAUCCAUGCAAAUGAUCUUGAUUAUCUGACUUUUAUGAAAUCUUACAUUACAAAUGAUGUUUAUGGUUAUCGUCAGGUUUUGACUGCUAUAGGAAACUUCUGCAUCUGUUCAAUUGCAGUAGGGAUGAUAAUAGAGAUUAUUGUGAUGUACCCUAUCCAACACCGCAAAUACCGUCCCGGAAUAGACAAUCUUCUUGUGCUUCUCAUUGGUGGUAUUCCAAUUGCCAUGCCAACUGUUCUCUCGGUCACGAUGGCAAUUGGCUCUCAUCGUCUUGCUCAACAGGGGGCCAUUACAAAAAGAAUGACGGCUAUAGAGGAGAUGGCUGGCAUGGAUGUUUUAUGCAGUGACAAGACGGGAACCCUAACACUGAACAAGCUGAGUGUUGACAAAGCCCUUAUUGAGGUAUUUGCCAAAGGUGUUGAUGCAGACACUGUAGUUCUAAUGGCAGCUCGAGCCUCUCGAAUUGAGAACCAGGAUGCGAUUGAUACUGCUAUUGUUGGGAUGUUGGCUGACCCAAAAGAGGCACGUGCUGGCAUUCGUGAAAUACACUUCCUUCCUUUCAAUCCCACUGAUAAACGAACAGCACUUACUUAUCUUGAUGGCGAGGGAAAAAUGCAUAGGGUUAGCAAAGGUGCACCGGAGCAGAUUCUAAAUCUUGCACACAACAAGUCAGAUAUAGAGCGUAGAGUUCAUGUGGUGAUUGAUAAGUUUGCCGAGCGGGGCUUGCGUUCGCUUGGUGUGGCAUAUCAGGAAGUCCCAGAGGGAAGAAAGGAGAGCGCUGGGGGACCAUGGCAGUUCAUUGGUCUCCUACCUUUGUUUGAUCCACCUAGGCACGACAGUGCUGAGACUAUAAGGAGGGCUUUAAACCUCGGAGUAAAUGUCAAAAUGAUCACAGGGGAUCAACUGGCAAUUGGAAAAGAAACUGGGCGCCGCCUGGGAAUGGGUACAAAUAUGUAUCCUUCAUCUGCUCUAUUGGGACAGACUAAGGAUGAAUCAAUCUCUGCUUUGCCAAUUGAUGAACUUAUAGAGAAGGCUGAUGGUUUUGCUGGUGUUUUCCCUGAGCACAAAUAUGAGAUAGUAAAGCGCUUGCAAGCUAGGAAACAUAUCUGUGGUAUGACUGGUGAUGGAGUCAAUGAUGCUCCUGCUCUUAAAAAAGCUGAUAUCGGGAUUGCUGUUGAUGAUGCCACUGAUGCGGCUCGUAGUGCUUCUGAUAUUGUCCUUACUGAACCUGGUCUUAGUGUCAUCAUCAGUGCUGUUUUGACCAGUCGAGCAAUCUUUCAAAGGAUGAAAAACUACACGAUAUAUGCUGUUUCCAUCACAAUCCGUAUUGUGCUUGGUUUUAUGCUUCUGGCUCUGAUCUGGAAGUUUGAUUUUCCCCCUUUCAUGGUGCUUAUCAUUGCAAUUCUUAAUGAUGGUACCAUUAUGACAAUAUCGAAGGAUAGGGUCAAACCAUCUCCUCUGCCGGAUAGCUGGAAACUGGCUGAGAUUUUUACUACUGGAGUUGUUCUUGGUGGCUACUUGGCAAUGAUGACAGUCAUUUUCUUUUGGGCAGCAUACAAAACAGAUUUCUUUCCGCGAGUAUUUGGGGUAUCAACACUUGAGAAAACAGCAACUGAUGAUUUUAGGAAGCUCGCCUCUGCAAUUUACCUUCAAGUAAGCACUAUCAGUCAGGCCCUGAUAUUUGUCACAAGAUCUCGAAGUUGGUCGUUCGUGGAGCGCCCUGGUUUGUUGUUAGUGGUCGCUUUUUUGAUUGCUCAACUGGUUGCCACCUUGAUUGCUGUUUAUGCGAAUUGGAGCUUUGCUGCAAUUGAAGGAAUUGGCUGGGGUUGGGCUGGAGUUAUCUGGCUUUACAAUAUUGUGUUCUAUAUCCCUCUAGAUAUUAUCAAGUUCCUUAUCCGUUAUGCUCUCAGUGGGAAGGCCUGGGAUCUUGUUCUUGAGAACAGGAUUGCUUUCACCCGGAAGAAAGAUUUUGGAAAAGAACAACGUGAGCUUCAAUGGGCACAUGCACAAAGAACCCUUCAUGGGCUCCAAGUUCCAGACCCUAAAAUAUUUAGCGAAACUACCAAUUUCAAUGAGCUUAACCAGUUGGCUGAGGAAGCGAAGAAGAGAGCUGAAAUUGCUAGGCUGCGUGAGUUGCAUACACUGAAAGGUCAUGUUGAAUCAGUGGUGAAGUUGAAGGGUCUUGACAUUGAGACAAUCCAGCAGGCAUACACCGUUUAAAGGGAAAGUCUGCUCUGGAGGUGUAAUUGAACUGGUGUUGUGAUGGGAGUGAAGACAUCAAAAUGUUAUAGUGAGUUACCUUUGAAACAGCAUGUUCAUAGUAGUGCCUUAUAGAUUAGCAGAGUAAUAUUAUUGAAGUUCUUAUUUUGCCGUUUCCUGCCUUCAUGUUCCAUAGCUCCUGUAGAUGUUGUAGUGACCCAGAAUGAUGAACAUCAAGUGAUGCCGGUAUUCGUUGUCUAUAUUCGUAAAAGCUUUUUUCUAAUUAUAUUUCGUUGUUUCGCAUCCACUAUAUGUUGUACUUGUUUCCCAUCGUUUCUUGGCUUCAUAUAAUAAGCAGAGCACUGUGUCCA
Messenger RNA from Lycium ferocissimum, 3422 nucleotides. Its product is annotated as plasma membrane ATPase 1. The record is from RefSeq and is a predicted model, not a curated record. Gene Ontology annotation, molecular function: P-type proton-exporting transporter activity; ATP binding; ATP hydrolysis activity. Lineage: Eukaryota; Viridiplantae; Streptophyta; Magnoliopsida; Solanales; Solanaceae. The transcript is spliced from 20 exons. The coding region runs from base 103 to 3072 and encodes 989 amino acids. Gene Ontology annotation, cellular component: plasma membrane. Gene Ontology annotation, biological process: proton export across plasma membrane; regulation of intracellular pH.